CUACAUCAAAACCCUCGUUGCUUGAAGCUAGCUUUUGAUCCAAGGUAUUGACAUCUGUUGGUCCAUUUGGUGAGCUUCUACCUUCUUCCAUUUUCCCUUUUUCUUCUACCAAACCCUAAUUCAUUCAUUUCAUACUACUUCUCCAGGUUUGGGCAGAAAAUAGAGAUGGUGAACAUCAACAACGACUUCCUCUUCGUUGCACUCGUCUUCUUCGCCACUCUUUUCUCUCUAGUUGCCACUGAGCCUAUUCAAGAUAAGAAAACCUUACUCCAUUUUAUUCAAAACAUUCCGCAUUCUCGUGUGAUCAAUUGGCAUAUAAAUUCUUCAGCUUGUAGUAACUGGACUGGGGUAACAUGUGAUCAUCAUCGUUCAUCCAUCAUAUCUAUUCGUUUGCCUGCACUUAGUCUUCGUGGCCCUAUACCUCCAAAUACUCUUGGUCGAUUAUCCAACCUUCAGAUCUUGAGUUUGAGAUCCAAUGGGUUAUCGGGCCCUUUUCCAUCUGAUUUGGUAAACCUAAGAAACUUAACGGCUCUGCAUCUCCAAUGCAAUGGUUUUUAUGGUCCAUUACCUUCUGAUUUAUCUGUCUGGAACAAUCUCUCUCUUCUUAAUCUAUCCAACAAUGGCUUUAACGGAACCAUUUCUCGUUCCAUUUCAAGUUUGACUCACCUCACAGCUUUGAGUCUUGCUAACAACUCGCUUUCUGGGGAAAUCCCAGAUUUCAGUACCGCGAGUUUACGACUUCUUGAUUUGUCCAGCAACAAUCUCACCGGGACCGUGCCUCAUUCUCUCAAGAGAUUUCCCAGCUCCGCUUUUCUCGGAAACAAUCUUGCUCCUGAAAGUUCCUUGCUCCCGACAUUUUCCCCUACCGGCCAAGCACCAAGGAAAUCCUCAAAACUGGGCGAACCUGCAAUCCUUGGAAUCGUGAUUGGUGGUUGCGUGUUAGCAUUGGGACUACUUGCAUUGCUAAUGGUUCUUCGAUAUUCGAAGAAAGAAGGUAGAAAUAAGGAUUUGCAGGGGUCGGAUAUGAAAGAGAAGGGGACGGAGAAGUUGCGAUCUAGAAGCCAAAAUGGGAACGGAAAUCUUGUUUUCUUCGAGGGAAGUAACCUUGCGUUCAACUUGGAGGAUCUUUUUCGGGCUUCUGCAGAGGUGCUCGGAAAGGGAAGUUUUGGUACGACUUAUAAAGCAUCACUGGAGGAUUCAAGUGCGGUCGUGGUGAAGAGAUUAAAGGAUGUAAACGCAGGAAGACGAGAUUUUGAGCAACAAAUGGAGAUUGUUGGAAGCAUAAGACAUGAUAAUGUGGUUCCUUUAAGGGCGUAUUACUACUCCAAAGAUGAAAAGUUAAUGGUGUAUGAUUACUUCAAUCAAGGGAGUGUUUCUUCAUUGUUGCAUGCAAAAAGAGGAGCGAGUAGGACUCCUUUAGAUUGGGAGAGUCGGUUGAGGAUAGCAGUAGGAGCAGCAAGAGGGAUAACUCAUAUCCACACACAAGCUAGUGGAAAGCUUGUUCAUGGAAACAUCAAAGCCUCCAACAUCUUCCUCAACAGUCACCGCUACGGUUGUGUUUCUGAUCUGGGCCUGGCGGUGAUGAUGAGUCCGAUGGUGGCACCGGUUAUGAGGACUGGCGGAUACCAAUCGCCGGAAAUAAUUGACACCAGGAAGGUCUACCAAGCCUCGGAUGUCUACUCUUUUGGGGUUCUACUUUUUGAGCUGCUCACCGGAAAGUCACCUACGCAUGCAACCUGCGGCAACGAGGUUGUCCACUUGGUGAGAUGGGUCCAGUCGGUGGUUCAGGAGGAAUGGACCGCAGAAGUUUUCGAUGUGGAGCUUUUGAGGUAUCCGGAUAUAGAAGAGGAGAUGGUUGAGAUGCUACAGAUAGGAAUGCAAUGUGUGACAAAGUCGCCAGAACAGAGGCCCAAAAUGGCGGAGGUCGUGAAAUUGGUGGAGAACAUUCGAACCGGUGCACGCCGGCUCUAAUAACACUAAAUAGUCG
Molecule: messenger RNA, 1987 nt
Organism: Cynara cardunculus var. scolymus (artichoke)
Lineage: Eukaryota; Viridiplantae; Streptophyta; Magnoliopsida; Asterales; Asteraceae
Product: probable inactive receptor kinase At4g23740
Exons: 2
Coding region: 166-1971 (601 amino acids)
Biological process (GO): protein phosphorylation
Molecular function (GO): protein kinase activity; ATP binding; protein binding
Source: RefSeq, a predicted model, not a curated record